CCUUUUAGGAGUACGCGAAGUUCGGUUCGGUGCAAAAUUGUGAGCCAGCAAUUUUAAUUGAAGCAAAAUUGCAUCAGUGAGUGGUUUCCCACUGUUACCCCCUUUAUGUGGAAUAUUGGAUAACCCCUAGCUUGGAAGUGUGCUAUACCCAGUUUACCAGUGAUUCAUUGUUUUAGAGUAUUGAUCCAACAUCCUUGACAUGAUGGUACAGCGAAAACUGCAGUCACCGUACAGAACAGUGGAAUAAUACAAGAAAUGGAAAAUCGGUUUAGCUCAAACUGUCACCAGUAGUGUGUCUGUUUUUGUCGUACAAAGCAACUGGGCCGGGAUAGUACCAAUCUGGCCAACAGUGAAAGUGUAGAAUCUGCUCUCAGUGACUGUCACCCGAAGUUGAAAGGAUAUUCGGAAAGAGACCUUGUGCCCACCCUGUUGUACUCGUCGCACCGCCACCGGGUAUUGCUGAGUUGAUUGAUUUUCUCUUCUAAAUUAAUCCGGUUGUGUUUUUGUGUGGCCUUAUGUGUUACCUAAUUUCCCAUAUGAGUUUAUUGUUUACCAUCCUUGAAAAUGGAAAGACCGAGAGGUUCUAGGUUUUACACGAAAAGAUCGGAACACUAUAAUAAUCUGCAGAAGCAAGAAGAGGAAAAACUUAAUAACAACAAUAACAACAAUAAUCUACACCAGGCGGCUGCCCAUCAACAUCAUAAUCAUCAUCAGCCUCUGCACGCUAGUUCGCAAAAUCAGCAGCAGCAUCUUCAGCAGAGUCCGCAUCCGUUGAAAGACAACUCCAACAUUCAGCAGCGCCAGUCGUCCGUGGUGAAGAUCGAACUUUUGCGCAACCCCCAACCGGAAGCGCAACAAGGCGGAGCCAGACUAAUCAAAACCGGCGCCCAAUCGCCAGCAGCAGCAUCGACGGCUCCCACGCAGCUGUCGCCUCACACAACCCCAACCAGCGGCAGUCCUUCGACGGUUUCUCAUCUCCGCUCGAUCCGUCCAUUUCCGGCGUCUACGGCCAGCAGUUCGAACAGUUCCACUACAACCACUUCCAGCGGUACAUCCACUGCCACAGCCGCCGGCGAACGGCCCCUGAAGUGUUUGGAGACUCUCGCCCAAAAGGCCGGAAUCACUUUUGACGAGAAGUACGACCUUCCCAACCCUACGCUGGAGAAGUCACAGAGCCCGGCGCAGGUGGCACAGCAAUCGUCGGUGCCCCUGCAGCUGUCCCAGGAGCAGCUGUUUCAGCAGUUCCAACAGUUCCAGCAGGCCUACGCCGGUGCUACGAUUCAGGUUAAGCAGGAGUUCAACCCGCAGCAGCAACAGCAAACGAAUGCCGGCGGUGGCCUGGACCAGCAACAACAACAUCAACAACAGGUGCAACAAAUGCAGGUCCUAGAGGCCAGUGGUGGGGCUCCCGCCCAGAGUCCUCACCACGCGCAAAACGCUCAAACUCUGCAACAACAGCAGCAACAGUCGGCAACUAUUAACACAAUGUCCCCCCUUCAGGCAAUGGCCGCUGGUCAACAACUCUCCGCCGAUUGGCAACACGGCCGCGUCCAAGUGCUCCAACAGCCCAUUCAAAACCAAUGGCAACAUCUCUACGGUUCCCAGCAGCUCGUUCUUCAUCCCAGCAUUGGAGGCCAACAGCAGAUUCAACUGAUUGCCGCCUCGAAACCAUUUCAGGGAACACCCCAGAUGUUGACCACUCAGGGCAAGCAGGUAAUCGGAGCUGGAGCCGGCAAUUUCAGCGGAGCCUACGCCCUGCCAACUAUACCCUCGAGCCAAUCGCAAACGCUGCUAUUCAGUCCCGACGUUCAGAAGCAACUGACAGUAGCUGCUGCGGCCGCCGGUCAAAAGGUUCAGCUACAGAAGAUCGGUACCAGCAUUUCGGCAGCCGGUCAGCAGCAGAAUGUCGCAACCCUCACCCAGCAGCAAGCAGCUGCCGGUCAACAGUGCGUACAGGUUUCGCAAGCGACAAUGCCAGCAGCUCAGUUGCUCAGUCCGCUGCAGCAGCAAGGAGCCCAGCAGAUGCAAUUUACAGCACCUUGGCAGAUGGGUCAACUGUGGACCGCCAACGGUCUCCAGCCGCAGAUCCUAGCUUCCAAUCCAAUCAUUUUCCGCGGAACUGGUCCCGAUGGAAGCAGCAAUAUGUACAUUCAGCCUCAACAAGCACUGCAGCAAGCUGCCGCUCAGGCGCAUAAUCAAACUCUAACACUGCCAUGCACAAUAGCGCAGCAGCCUCAACAAGCACAACAGCAGCAACAACAACAACAACAACAGCAGCAGCAACAACAACAACAAGUUCAACAGCAGCAACAGCAAACUCAGCAGGCGCAGCAAGCCCAAGCCAACCAACAACAGCAGCAGCAACAGCAGCAACAACAACAGCAACAGCAGCAAACCACGCCACACGUUCAACAGCAGCAGGUUAAUGUAGCAAACCAACAGCAAAACACUGCCCAGGCAACAAUUCAGCAGAAAACGGCAGGCCAUUUGGCUCCGAAAACAGUUCAGCGACCACAGAUAUUGCCCCAGGGAGCAUCGCCAAUUCGCCCGUCUGCGUCCACCCAAACGGUCCAGGCUCAACAGAAUUUACUCGCCAAAGGAGGCAAGAUUCGUACCAAACAGCAACCGGUACGUCCCUCCGGACCGGUGAUUAAAACGGCCGAUUUAGCCUCGGCGCAGGCCAAAAUUGGCCAACAGCAGCAGAUGCAGCAGGUGGUAACCACCGGUGGAAAAAUGGUUCUGAUGAAUACUGGAGGUCAAAUCAAUCAGACAUCCGUACUGAACAUUCAACCGAUGCUAACCACCGAUAAGCAGCAACAGUUGCACUUGCAGCAGCAAAUCAAAAAUGCUCAGCAACAACCACAACAGCAGCAACAGCAAUUGCUAUUACAGCAACAGGCAAUUCAGCAACUGCAACAGCAGCAUGCUUUGCAGCAACAACAGCAGCAGCAACAGCAACAGCAGCAAACCCAACAGCAGCAGAUCCAACAGCUUCAGCAGCAAUUCCUUCAGCACUCGGGUCCACAAAAUCAAGCCAACCAGUUGGUGGCUGGUGCUACUGCUCCCUCUGGCCAACAGGCUCAACUGAUUCAAACUUCUGCUGGUCCCCAGCAGGGAAACAUACUGCAACAGUUUGUCUUUCAGCAGCAAGCUCAGCCCAAUCAGUCUGGUAUUUCCAUGAUCAACGUAACUUCCUCUGAUUCUAUUCUGCAACACCAGCAGCAGCAACAACAACAACAACAGCAGCAGCAACAACAGCAACAACAACACCAACAACAGCACCCACAGCACCAGCAACAACAGAAUCAAACCAUGACCGCCAAGGGUCCCGCCCAGAUGAUCAUCACCAGCCAGCUGCCACAGGUUGGAGACCGUACCAGCAUUGCCCAGUCGCAAACGUUGCAAAUCGAGCGAACCAUUCUGCCGGUGGUUUCGAUUGCCGGAAUGACCUCCGCACCGAUUGUUGUUUCCAGCAAUGGAACAACCAUUUCUCCCAUCCACCAGCAGCAGGGACAAGCAGCGCAGCUGCAAGCAAAUCAACAAAAUGCCGCACAGCUGGCCGCAGGUCCAGCACAGCAAACAUCGCAAAUUCUCGUUUCUACCAUCCCAUCCUCGGUUCAUCAGCAGCAUCAACAGCAAAAUGCGCAAAAUCCGAUUGUGGCGAUGACCUCUCUGUCGGCGGCAAUGAUGGCCGUCAGUUCGAUCACUGCCACACCGGUGUCGUCCAGUAUGAUCACAACGAGCUCUGUCGCAGCAACCAACCACACACCGGUGGUUUCCACUUCCAUUACGACCAUGCCAACGACGAAGGAAAGUGCCGAUCUCAAGGCAGCCAGCGUUGCUAUGCUUCAGUUGCAACAUCUCUCCACCCCCCAGAAGCAAAUACAGCAUCAACAGAUGCUGGAAAGUAUGAAUGCUGCUGCAGCAGCUGCAGCGGCGGCAGCCGCUUCCGUAUCCAGUGCAGGGCCAAUGCAAUCCAUCGGUGGUUCGCCAAGCCAAAUUAGCAAUAGUUCCGGAGGCGGUACCACGCUGACGGUCACCAUGCAACGAGCGGCCUCGAUGACGCCCACCCAGUCCGGCAGCAGCAGCGGAAACCGUUCCAACGCUGGAACACCGAAUGCGGUCGAACAGAAGUCAUCGCUGGGACACCAUACACCGACCAAGAUGAUCGGCGUGACAAUGGCCGACACGACGGCCAAAGAUCGAUCGGUGGCCGAUGGCACGGCGAAAGAUUCCGUUCAGAACACGGCUGCCGCAGCGGACAGCGCAUCCGAUGCGCAAUUGAAUGCUCCAACGCCGAUGGACACCUCGUUGCCAGUAGCUCCGCUGGUUCCAUCGAACUCGACAACAACAACAACAGCAGCAGCACCAGCAGCAGCAACAACAGCAGCGGCAGUCUCCACAGCUUCCUCGGUGUCCAUCUCGCAGUCGACAACAGCGCCAGCGCCAACGGUGUUAGCACAACCAGCUGUUGCAUCGUCAGAUGAGCCGGCAGGUGCAGUUAGCACUACAACUACAACGACACCGCAGACAACGACAACUACUAGCACACUUACCACGACCACUAGUAGCAGCCCGUCUGUACCGUCGCCGGUAACUAACACCAACAGCGUUUCCACCGCGACUGCAACUUCUGCCUCGGCGCCGGCAGUCAACAGUAUCAGUCAGUCCAAUGGACUACCAGCGACCACCGGUACGACCACGACCGUGGUCAGUGCGACUCCAACGUUGGCUACUACCACCAACACCAACAGCAGCAAUACGACCGGCACGUUGCCUCAGAGUAAGAUCGGUACCACGGAUAAGGGCGGCCUGCCAAAGGCCAUGAUCAAACCGAACGUCCUGACCCAUGUCAUCGAAGGCUACGUGAUACUGGAAUCGAACGAACCGUUCCCGGUUCAGCGGCAACGCUAUCCCGAUUGGGACACCAGUGACGAACCACCGAAAAAACGCAUCGCCACCGAAGCCACCUCGCCGAUUUCCCCCAGCAACGCGCAAACCAAUCACCAGCCCCAGUCGGAUAUGGGCAAUUGCGAAAUCUGCGGCAAGCCGGAACUGCGCAGCAAAAUGAAGCGGAAACGAUUCUGCAGCGCGGACUGCGCCCGGGCAGCGAAGCAGAACAGCACCGACCAGGUGACGUCACCGUCGCACAACGGUACCACCGAGUCGCAACCCUCGAGCACCGCCAACAACGGGUUCGACCAUCACGGUCCGUCGGUGACGACCACCGUCAAUCCGGUGGCACCGUCCAACAUCAAGCUGGAACGGUUGGAACCGGUGGAACAGUCGCCCUCCAUCCAUCCACCUCAGUUUGCGGCGACUCCGGUUGAAACGGGUGCGGCUACCAUUCCGUCCGUUGCGGCACCCAGUCCGGUUGUCGCGGUCGCUGGCGGGGAGGAAGCUUCGCUAGUGAUGAAAUGGUCCGUUCAGGAUGUGCGUGACUUCAUCAAGAAUCUGCCCGGCUUCGGUAGCUACGCGGAGAACUUUGCCGAGCAGGAAAUCGACGGCGAAGCACUGAUGCUGCUGGAGGAGAAACAUCUAAUCAAUGAAACGAUGAACAUGAAGGUGGGACCGGCCGUUAAAUUUUUGGCCAAAGUGCGAUCGAUGAUUGCCAGUACUAAUCCAGCGGACGGGCAGCAGCAGCAGCAGCAGCAAACGCAGCAGAAUCAAUAGCAAGCUUGUAGUUGCUGAACUUGUGAUUCGACGUUGUCUCAUUCUCAUUAAGAUGGUUGAUUGCGUUUUAUCGAUAGACUGUACUUUAGUUGGUUUUUUUAAUUGUACUGUUACAUUGUAAAUAUUGAUUUAUUGUUUAGCACCCAUUUAGUCGUCCUAGCUUUUUUACUAAAACUGAAAUCAAACAAACGUAUUUCUGUAGAGCAACAAUAAGGUUUAAGCAUUUAGAUGGCACCACUAGACUUAGCUUUGUAUGUAGUAUGACAUUGAUGGCCGCUUAUCACGAACGGCCAUCAAAACUAAUUUAUUAUAUAAUUUAGCAGAAUAUCCUGACGAAAGAAUGCAUGAAUAUUUUAUCACACUACAGAAAUAGGAGCUAAAAGUGUAAACAUUCUAACUGAUGUAAAUAUUAUUUACUGAUAUUCCUCUGAUUCCUUUCACUACUUUCAAUCUGUAGAUUAGAAAACAUAAGGAAAAAUAAAAAAAAAGAAUUAAUGGAGGAAACAAUAAAAUAGACUAAUUACGCAUCGAGAAGCAAAUCAUUGCCAAAUUUUUAUAGUAAACCCACUUUAUCUGGCUUCGCCUGAAAGAGCGAUAUAAAAAACUGUAAAAAGUAAGCAAAGCAUUGAUUCUUAAUUUUCCUCUGAUAGUACUAGUACUAGGUAUUUCAGAAUCGUGCGAAUGUAAUUCAACCCAGAAGGAAUUAGAAUAAAAUUAUG
Messenger RNA from Sabethes cyaneus, 6392 nucleotides. RefSeq names its product polyhomeotic-proximal chromatin protein-like. Gene Ontology annotation, molecular function: zinc ion binding; protein binding. The coding region runs from base 565 to 5673 and encodes 1702 amino acids. Gene Ontology annotation, cellular component: PRC1 complex; nucleus. Lineage: Eukaryota; Metazoa; Arthropoda; Insecta; Diptera; Culicidae. The transcript is spliced from 8 exons. The record is from RefSeq and is a predicted model, not a curated record.